GCUCACGAGAGGUUGGGCGGGAGCGCGCUGCGUUGACGGACGCGAGUGACUGGAGAGGCAACAUGUCCACCACAGCCGCCGCGCAGCUCAACAACAAUGAAGAACCGGGCCUCAAUGGGUCCUGGGUGGAACUCGAGAUGAAUGGAAACACUCAGCCACAGAACCCCUGUUUGCUGGAGAACGGGAAUCAAGGCGAGUCCCAGGCUUCACAGGUCCUGGAAGCCGUACAGGAAGAAGAGGAGGUUCUGACAGGAGGACUGGAGCAUGUACCUUCCUCCUCCUCCAUCCACAAUGGAGACAUGGAGAAAAUCCUGCUGGAUGCCCAGCACGAGUCCAGCCCCAGCAGCUCAUCCUGCAACAGCCCACCACGACCUCACAGUCCUGAUCAGGAUGAGGGACAGAUCAUGUUUGAUGUGGAGAUGCAGAGCGAGAAAGAAUGUCAGUCAGAUGAUGACAGUGUGGAGAAGGACAGAGAUGAUGAUAUUCUCAUGAAUAAAGGGGAGGGUUGGGUGGCAGACUGGUCCAGUCGACCAGAAAAUAUUCCUCCAAAGGAGUUUCAUUUCCGUCACCCGAAGCGCUCUGGAUCCGUGUCUCUGAGCAUGAGGAAGACUGGUGCUAUGAAGAAAGGAGGCGUGUUCUCUGCUGAGUUCCUCAAAGUGUUCAUGCCAUCAUUGCUGCUCACCCACAUCCUGGCACUGGGAUUGGGGGUCUACAUUGGGAAGAGGUUGACCACACCUUCCACAAGCUCGUUUUAAACCCAAACACAACCCAGUGCCUGGAUGCCUCUUCUGAAGCAGUGGUGGCAAAACAGUGGCCAAACAUGUGUGAUAAUUUCUCUCUUUCUCACUCUUCCUCUCUUCUCUCCCCUCCCUCAUACUGCCUGCUGUCAUUUAUUUGAUUCCACAGUCCUGGUUUUAUUCACACACACUCUGCUGGGGAAUUUCUGCUUGUUGGCCUUUGACUGUGUUGCCAUUCCUUGCCCUCUGAUGCUUGCUUUCUUGUUUUAGAUGUUUUUAUUUCUCCUUUUAUUUCAUAUUCAUAUUCCUUGCCUUUUCAUUUAUAUACAGUAUUAUACAAGGUAGACAAUAGUACCAGCUAUAGCUCCAGUUAUCACUCCAUCACUACAGCAACAUGCAUAUUAUUCAUUAAAUUCUGCAUGGUGCACUUCAUAUGCAAUUGAUGUAUGUAACUUUGCUGUGGUUUGUAGUUUGAGUAAGUACUGGGAAUGGCAUAGCUGAAACAAUAAGCAUGGACAUACAUGUCCACACUUCAGUUUAAGAGCCGGUUUGUUUGGGUUAGUUGAGUUGCUAUUAAGGCCACACACACACACACACACACACACACACACAUACACACACAGACACACUCUCGUUUGCCUUGAUGCAUUUCCUGUUGUCUCGGACCAGGCUCACAGCAGUGCCAAAGGGUUUCCACUGUGAUUGUGCAUCUGCCAAUCCAACGUGAGCUUGUCAUACCUCUCGUAGACGUGUUUAAAUGAGGAUCGCUGCAGACUCUGUUUGGCUUGAGCUGAUUAUUUUAUCCUGUAGGUCACUCCUUCAAAAAUACCUUGCAAAGCCUUGCGGUUUUAUGGUGAACACCUGUAGUAAGCGUAGUGUUUCUAUAGUAGUGCUAUAGAAUAUAGUCUAUAUGCUAUUAUAUGUACAUUUGUCAAAACAUGACAGAAAGUAGAGGCGAAUCUGGUGACCCCACAUACAUAUUUGUGUACAUAUUUUAUGUGUUGUGGUGUAGUUUUACAGAUCAAACUACUCAUUUAGUAUACUUUAGCAGGUUUACAUUCAGACACAUACAGGUGAUUUUCACAAAACAGGUCAUAUUUCACCUCAAAUUUAGCAGAAGGAAAUACAACAAUUUUUGCUUUAAGAAAAUAAGAUUUUUUUUUUUUUUUUUUUGCAUUGUGACAAUUUACAACCAAAUUCUCAUUAUUGUAAUGCAAAAUAGUCUGAUCCUCAUUAAUUUGAUGCAUUAAAGAUGUAUUAUUUCAUUUAUAAAGUAUUUGUACACUCGAGAAAAAAAAAAAGAAAUUAAGUUGAUUUUUAAGAUUAACACAUUUCAAUUGUAUGACAAAUUUCCGUCAAACUGAAUUGAGUAAUCUUUAACGAAAUGUACAUAUUAUGCAUUAAGCGUAAUAAGUCUUUAUUUAAACUUAAACGUUGCAUUUACACCAAAACAACGUAUUUCUAUAUUUCAAUUUCAUAUCAAAAUGCCAUCAAAUUGAAAAGUUUAAUGUUUAACAAAAUUAAAGUAAUAAAAUUUAUUUAUUUUUUGUUAAAGAUUACUCGGUUCAAUUUGACGGAAUUUUGUUAUGAAAUUUAAACGUGUAAACCUUAAAAAUAGGCAAAACAAUGUCAGUGUAAAAGUAUUUAUUUAAUGUAUGAUUGAUUUAUAAUAAUGUAGAUUAUUUUAAUUUGACUGCCCCUAAUUUAUUCUAAUUAGAAAAAUUAUAAUAAAAAAAAAUCACUUAUUACAUUAAUGACAAUCACUAUUGAGAAUAAGGAAAAUAUAUGUUAAUAUAUAUUAAAUACAUUAAUAUAAAUAGAAUUGUGUGAUCUUCAAAAAAUGUACAUAUUAUGAAUUAAGCAUUAUGUUAAGUAUUUAUUUAAACUUAAAUAUUUUCACAUUCAUGCUUCAUUUAUAAUAAUGUAGAUGAUUUAAUUAUUAUUCAAUUCAGUUUGAUGGAAAUUUGUCCUACAAUUGAAAUGCCUAAAUCUUAAAAUAGACAAAUAUAUGUUUAAAAUAUAUUAUGAUGGUAACAUUUGUUGUACUUUGUUUUUAACGUACUUUAAGACUGAUUAGAAAAAUCACAAUUAAAAAACAGUCACAUAUUAGAGUAAUGAUAAUCAUCAUAGAGAAUAAUAAGAAGAAUUACAAAAGUACUCCGUUCAAAGACAAGGACAUAUAACAAUCAGGGGCGGACUGGCCAUUGGGAGAACUGGGACUUUUCCCGGUGGGCCGGCUGCAAAACGGGGCCGAACGGCCAAACACCCCCCGCACCCCCCUGCUCAACAACUUUGUGGCAACUACCAACCCCUCCGACAAAUUUUGGGCCAGUUUUUAUUUCAAAUACAGGGCCGAUUUCUCUUCCCAGUCCGCCCUUGAUAACAAUAAUGAGAAUUUUGUUGGAAAAUGUGCUUAAUUGUCUUGAAAAUAAUGUCAGAAAAUGUCCAGAAAUAGGCCUCAUGUUCUUUAAGAAAAAUAUAUAUUUUUUGUGAAAUAUGAACUGCAUGUUUUCUUGACAGGUUUCGUGAGAUUCAUCCUUACAUUAUCUUAGAAACACGUACCACUUUAAAUGACUGUUUGCUCGUUUGUUUGUUUGUUUGUUUGAAGUACAUGUUCUAUGAAGCAAAAUGUGUUUGAUAGACCCUGAAACCUCAGAGUUGAAGAGUUCAGCAGCAUAACCAGUUAAAAGGUCACCCUUCCAUUGAGGCAAAAUGCAAUUUCACACCCAGCCUGCGUCUGUGUCAUUGUGCCACACUUUCUUCACCGUUUUCAUUCUUUUUCUGUCUCGGAGAGGGGAGAUACAAGAGGCCAAUUUUGUGUUACAUUAGCCAUGCCUCAAGUUAUGUUUGCACCUAUUCUGAGCCCCAUUGCUUGCAUGUGUUAUGAGAACCCACACCAGGACGAGCUGUGGAUGGUGAAAUGUAUCCCUGCAUGGGACGGAAUCAGAACUGUGAAGUUGUAGCUCAUGUCAGCAGUAAUAAACUAACCCGCUCUGUUUCGGGUAGGUACACCAUAUGAUAUAUUUGAUGCACAUUAUUAUUAUGUUUUCUUUCUCUGUUAUAUAUCUCUCUUUUUUUUGACUGACAGCUCCUGGAUGUGUUUUCGUUUGAAUUCUAAUACUGGAGUGAUGAAGCAAAGAUGGUGUAGUUUCUUUUAUUUCUCAAAUAUUGGAGGAAAACUGAUAUUAAAAUGACAAAUAUAAACCUGA
Myxocyprinus asiaticus (Chinese sucker) is the source of this 3946-nucleotide messenger RNA. RefSeq names its product BCL2/adenovirus E1B 19 kDa protein-interacting protein 3-like. The record is from RefSeq and is a predicted model, not a curated record. Gene Ontology annotation, cellular component: nucleus; mitochondrial outer membrane; mitochondrial envelope. Bases 63 to 755 code for a protein of 230 amino acids. The transcript has 6 exons. Lineage: Eukaryota; Metazoa; Chordata; Actinopteri; Cypriniformes; Catostomidae. Gene Ontology annotation, biological process: defense response to virus; mitochondrial outer membrane permeabilization; positive regulation of apoptotic process.